This is a messenger RNA of Harpegnathos saltator (Jerdon's jumping ant), 987 nucleotides long. RefSeq names its product Glutaredoxin 3 (gene Grx3). The transcript is spliced from 3 exons. The coding region runs from base 137 to 826 and encodes 229 amino acids. Gene Ontology annotation, cellular component: cytosol; nucleus. The record is from RefSeq and is a predicted model, not a curated record. Gene Ontology annotation, biological process: intracellular iron ion homeostasis. Lineage: Eukaryota; Metazoa; Arthropoda; Insecta; Hymenoptera; Formicidae.
ACCUAAAAAAUUUCUGCAGCCAUGAGCGCGGUGCCGUAAGUCGCGUAGACGCGUUCGCUAUUGACGGUAGUUGAGUGAUCUCCAGUUUUGUGAAUAUCACUAUCGAUAAAUACGAACCAAAGAGAGAGGUGACGCGAUGACUGUCAUCGAACUGGAUACGGAGCAAGUAUUCGACGAUUUCGUCAAGUCCAAAGAGCUUACCGUCGUUCACUUUUAUACACCAUGGGCAGCACAGUGUUCUCAGAUAAACGAUGUGUUUGAAGAAAUGGGCAAGUUAGAGGAAUACAUGGAUGUGAAGUUUGCCAAGAUUGAGGCUGAGAAUGUACCUACCGUGUCUCAAAAGUCUGGGAUAACAGUAGUACCUACUGUUCUUCUAUUGAGAAACAGCCACAUAUUGGACAGAGUAGAUGGCGUCAAUACCAUCAAGUUAAAUGAAAAAAUCAAGCAUCAUUUAAAUAACAAGGAUGUGUUGUUGGACUAUUUAGCUAAGCCGAAAGAAUCUUUGGAAGAUCGACUGAAGAAACUAAUCAAUCAAGCAUCCUGUAUGCUAUUUAUGAAGGGGAAUCCUGAGCAACCACGAUGUGGUUUUUCCAGAACAAUCGUCUCUAUCCUGGAUGACUACAAAGCCGAUUAUAAAACAUUUGAUAUAUUACAAGACAAUGAAGUUAGGGAGGGACUUAAAAAGUUUAGUAAUUGGCCAACAUAUCCACAGUUGUACAUAAAUGGAGAUCUUAUUGGUGGAUUGGACAUUGUGAAAGAGAUGAAUGAGUCAGGCGAGUUAGAAAGUAUGUUACCAAAAAAAGACAGUGGUGAAAAAAGGAGUUAAACAUCAUCAAAACUGUUCCUUUAAUUGAUAAUUUUUCUGUGUUCUUUUGUACUUGAAAAACACCCUUGAAGUUAUUUUGUUCAAGUAAUAUGAUACAUAAACUUUUAAUAUGAUACAUAAAAUUUUGUGAGUCAGCUUGAAAUACAUAUGGAUUUAGUAGC